Molecule: messenger RNA, 6208 nt
Organism: Urocitellus parryii (Arctic ground squirrel)
Lineage: Eukaryota; Metazoa; Chordata; Mammalia; Rodentia; Sciuridae
Gene: Afap1
Product: actin filament associated protein 1
Cellular component (GO): cytosol
Molecular function (GO): SH3 domain binding; SH2 domain binding
Source: RefSeq, a predicted model, not a curated record
UCCCCGCGCGGAGCCGGCAGAGAGGGGAGCUUGCCGAGACAGAGGGCCCCGCCCCGGCUCCAUUGUUGAGGCGCCGCGGCUCUGCCGUCUGCCGCUACGGGCUGCGCUCUCUCGGCCGGCGCCCGGGCGGGAGCGGCGCUGCGAGGCGCGGCCUGAGCAAUGGAAGAGUUAAUAGUGGAACUUCGCCUCUUUCUUGAACUCCUGGACCAUGAGUAUCUCACUGCAACUGUCAGGGAGAAGAAGGCCGCACUGACCAACAUCCUGCUGCGGAUCCAGUCGCCCAAAGGUUUUGAAGUGAAGGAUCAUGCUCAGAAGCAAGAGGCCAGCAGCCUGCCAGCACCCCCUCAGAUGCCUCUGCCAGAGAUUCCUCAGCCCUGGCUGCCUCCUGACAGCGGGCCUCCACCUUUGCCGACAUCCUCUCUCCCGGAAGGUUACUAUGAGGAGGCCGUGCCGUUGAGUCCUGGGAAAGCUCCGGAAUACAUCACAUCAAAUUAUGACUCGGAUGCGAUGAGCAGCUCCUACGAGUCCUAUGAUGAAGAGGAGGARGAGGGGAAGGGGAAGAAGACCCGGCACCAGUGGCCCUCAGAGGAGGCGUCCAUGGACCUGGUGAAGGAUGCCAAGAUCUGUGCCUUCCUGCUGCGCAAGAAGCGCUUUGGCCAGUGGACCAAGUUGCUCUGUGUCAUCAAGGACGCCAAGCUGCUGUGCUAUAAGAGUUCCAAGGACCAGCAGCCUCAGAUGGAACUGCCUCUCCAAGGCUGCAACAUCACCUACAUCCCGAAAGACAGCAAGAAGAAGAAGCAUGAGCUGAAAAUCACCCAGCAAGGCACCGACCCCCUUGUCCUCGCAGUCCAGAGCAAGGAGCAAGCUGAGCAGUGGCUGAAGGUGAUCAGGGAAGCCUACAGUGGCUGCGGUGGCCCUGCGGAUCCCGAGUGUGUUCCACCUCCCAGUGCCCCAGUUCAUAAGGCAGAGCUGGAGAAGAAGCUGUCUUCAGAGAGACCCAGCUCAGAUGGGGAGGGUGCUGUGGAGAAUGGCAUUGCCUCGUGCAACGGAAAAGAGCAAGUGAAGAGGAAGAAAAGUUCCAAAGCAGAAGCCAAGGGAACCGUGUCUAAAGUCACUGGGAAAAAAAUUACCAAGAUCAUUGGUUUGGGCAAGAAGAAGCCAUCCACCGACGAGCAGACAUCGUCAGCCGAGGAGGACGUCCCCACCUGCGGCUACCUGAACGUGCUAUCCAACAACCGCUGGCGGGAGCGCUGGUGCAGAGUGAGGGACAACAAGCUUGUCCUCCACAAGGACAGGACUGACCUGAAGACCCACGUYGCGUCCAUUCCCCUCCGUGGCUGUGAGGUGAUCCCAGGCUUGGACUCCAAGCACCCGCUGACCUUCCGGCUGCUUCGCAAUGGACAGGAGGUCGCUGUGUUGGAGGCCUCUUCUUCUGAAGACAUGGGCAGGUGGAUUGGGGUCCUGCUGGCUGAGACGGGGUCGUCGACAGACCCGGGAGCUCUGCACUACGACUACAUAGACGUGGAGAUGUCUGCAAACAUCAUUCAGACGGCCAAGCAGACCUUCUGCUUCAUGAACAGGCGUGGGGUGUCCACCAGCCCCUACCUAGGGAGCACCUCCAAUGGAUACGCUCACCCCAGUGGGACAGCCCUGCACUACGAUGACGUCCCCUGCAUCAACGGCUCGCUCAAGGGGAAGAAGCCCCCCGUGGCAUCUAAUGGGGUUCCUGGGAAAGGGAAGGCUCCCAGCAGUCAGCAGAAAAAAGUGGAUUCUGCAGCCAGCGUGAGACGGACGGCUUCAAAUGCUGACCAGUACAAAUAUGGCAAGAACCGGGUGGAAGCGGAUGCCAGGCGCUUGCAGACCAAAGAGGAGGAGCUGCUAAAGAGGAAGGAGGCGCUGCGGGACCGGCUGGCGCAGCUCCGCAGAGAGAGGAAGGACCUGAGGGCCGCCAUCGCAGUGAAUGCAGGCAGGAAGACCCAGGUGGUCCUGGAGGACAAACUGAGGAAGCUGGAGGAGGAGUGCAAGCAGAGGGAGGCGGAGCGGGUCAGCCUGGAGCUGGAGCUGACUGAGGUCAAGGAGAGCCUGAAGAAAGCCCUGGCUGGCGGCGUCACCCUGGGGCUGGCCAUUGAGCCAAAGUCAGGGACAUCAAGUCCACAGUCUCCCGGGUUGAGGCAUCGCACUCUGGAAAACUCGCCCAUCUCCAGUUGUGACACCAGUGACGCAGAAGGGCCCCUGCCUGUGAACAGCGCUGCCGUCCUGAGGAAGACCCAGCCAGCCGCGAGCAACUCCCCCUGCCGGGGGCAUGUGCUGCGGAAGGCCAAGGAGUGGGAGUUGAAGAAUGGCACAUAAAUGGCACAUAAAUGGCCAGGCCACCCAGCCUCAGAUGGGGGCCGCACAUGUCCCCUGGCCUCCUCGCAGCGACUGUGGAUGCACUCCCCAGUGUGGCCAAGCAUGACUCCCGAGGGCCUGCGAGCAAGCCGCCGUGGCUCACGCGUGUUCUUUCUACUGUACCAUGGUGCCCUUUAGAGCAGCUACUAUGAGGCUUUGAUUUUGAACUAUAUUUGAUAAAAACAGAAACGAAGAGGGAUGACAAGCUGUUUAAAGACCCUGUAGAGGGCGGAAGGUCACCUAUCCAGCCAGACUGCACGCUCAGCCCCAGCCCUGCCGAGCCUGCAGACAUCAAGCAGCCCGUGGCCUGCACUGCGCGGCCUGCUCUGGGGUGGCUGCAGGUCUUGGCUCUCGUGGCUGUGGCGUGGAUGCGUGGCCUGUCUCAGGACCCCCCACCUGCGUGCCCUGGUUGCUGGAGGCCAAGGCGCAAGAGCGCGUGCGGGAAGCCAGUUGGCCCUUGCUCUUCCUGGUGGGCAGAUGCUUUGUCCCUGGGACAGGAAAGCUGCCACUUGCUGUAACCUGCUUUAAAAAUGUCUUUUUCUGUGUCCCACCUAGUUGGACCUGAGGAGUUUCCAGAGGUUCCAUGUCCAGUUUUGUUAGUCAUUGUUCUGCUCUGGGGGGCAGCAGAGUGCCCCUAGUAUUUGGUUAGGCUUCCCCUGGGCCUGAGGUUCGGAGCCCGUGGCCAUGUAGUGGGGGGAGGCACCAUCUUUGUGCAGGCGUCCACUGCCUGGGGUGGGAGCCGUCCUUUGGAAAGGAAGCAAGUCAUAGACCUAGAGCCCCUUGGGCCCAGCGGUGACCUUUCAGAGCCUCUCGUCUGCCCCAGCUUGAGGGGCCAAGCUGAGCCGGGAGUACGUCAGCACACGAGGCUGAGCUGUGACUCCUGAGCUUGCCGCCUCUCUCAGGUCCUGUGGGAUCCCGCUUGCCUCCUUCCCAGUGUCUCCUGGAGGGCGCUUGUGCUCAAGGACAAAGUGGAGCUGGUCGGCCGCCCACUCUGGCCCUGUUCCGAGGCCGGCCUGCCUGCGUGGUCCCCCCAGAAGGCCCCACACUGGUGAUGGACCCCCAGAGCACAGGCUCCACACCCACAGCCAGGGAUUCUCAUCAACCGUAGGAAAAGAGGGCUGGAAGCAGUGUCCCCACACUCUCCCAGGCCCUGGGCCAGCCACAGUGGCCUCAUCGUCCUCAGGCCUUCCCGGGGAGGGCCAGUUCUGCUGCCACAACCUCGGCCCCGCAGGGCUGGAGUUGGCUUUCUGUGAGCAGAAAAGCUGUCUCCAGUGAGGAAGGAAGUGUCGUAGCAGGACGGGGAGGCUGCUUGGCUGAGGCCCCCUGAAACUUGAAUUUAUUGUGAAGCCAUCUGCCAGGAGUGUCUUUGGUCCGUGAGCUGCGUGGUGUUCCCACCCCACAGCACGUGCCAGCACUGACCACAGGGGCCUCCUGCUGGAGCCCUCGCAGGGAGGCCUGGAGGGGCAGCCUCCACCAGAGCCAGUGGCUGGCUGUCACGGGGGAACCCCUUCUCUCUUGGGAGGGUUUCCCCAUCAUCACAGGAAGCUGKGACCUCUCCAUCUCCUGUGACACUGAUUUCCAUAAAGGGAAGAAAAUCAGACCUGCCAUAGAUUCCCGCUGCCUUCAGGUCAAAUGAGCUUUCUCAGCUCUGGCCCUUCUGACCGGGGCCACCCUUGCCAAGCACCAUGCCAGGUUUUGAUGGUGGCCAACCUAAGGUCUUGGCCUUGGCCAAGGCAGGGGGAGGUCAGCAGAGUGUCUUGUGCAUGGGAGGUGGCCUCGGGCACUACCAGGACCAGCUUUGUGGUACAGGCAGAGACCCAUGGCCUCAGAAUCUCCUCUGAGGACUCAGCUCUUGGUGCCAGAGCCAGGGUCUGGAGCCAGGUCUCCGCUCCAGAAGACAGGGUUGUGUCUGCAGCCCCAAGUUUGUAGCCCCCAUCACAGCCAUGGUCUCCUGGGGAGGGCACACACUGAAGCGCACUUCCCACGUCCCACAGAGCCCUUCCAUUGGUCCUGAGGAGGUGGCGCUCCGCCUGCGACUCCAUAGCGUCCCUCGCGCCCCUCGACGUUUCUAGGUGACCAGAAAGUUAGUUUAAAGUAUUUGCUUCAAAAUAAGUUAUUUAUUUGUAUAUUUUCAGUAAAUAGAGUUGUAAUUUAUGUCUGUACAUAUUGGGCGACCGGAUGCGCCUGCCCGAGGUGACAGGUCGUGGCACCUUGUCCUCCCAGACGUCCUCCGGGCCGACUCUGGGACAGCUGAGCUCGCUGACAGAUUCUGUCCUCAGGCCCAGUGGGCGGAGGUGGGGCAGCCCCUGGGGAAGUGAAGCUCUUCCGAUGGUCAGCUGUCACUUCAGCAGGCGGUCAUGAUCACAUCAGGGCUGCAGGAGGCCGGCCAGCACAGAGGAGCUGCCAGGACAGGUCAGCGGCAGCCCCUCUGGGGGCUCAGGCCCUCUUAUUCUGAGGCCACAGUGUCAUUCCUUGGGGUUCUCUCUGGGCCAUAAUUUGGCAUGAUGUCACUGUUAGGUUUUCAUAACGUUUUGUUCACUGACUGACCAUUCACAUAGGAGCAGCAUGCUAGCCAGAGGCUGGAGUUGGCCAGGCCGGCCCAGAUGCCAGAGUCCGUCCAGAUGAGUGUGGGCCUGCACACACAGAACUUUCUGGAACCCUUCUCUUUGCACUUGGAGUGGCACUGGCCACCAGGCAUGCGCCUCCGUCCCAUUCCUUCCCUGUGUGUACCUCGGUGUUGUCCAGCCCUCUGUCCGUUUUGUCUUGCUUGUCCCCAGGUUGUUUUGGCUUUUCCUAAAUAACCAGAUCUGUGCACCGAGAGCACAUGUGCAGCCACAGGACACCAGACAGCUUCAGAGGUGCUGCCUGGUGCCACCUCGCCUUCUGCCAGGUUCCAAGGGCGGCUUCCCAGGCCAUGGAGAGCCCCGCCAGCACAGUCCUUUAGAGCCCCUGCAGGGGAGAGUAGGUCCCACGGCUCCUGCUGAGGGUGGGCAGCAGCAAGGGGCCAGCGGCCUCCCACCAGAGGGAAGGCAACCUCCUUUGCCACCAGCAUCUGCCGUGUGCAUGCUGCAGGGUCCCCUCUGGUCACACAGAGGUCGGGCUAGCUUCUGCCACCGCAGUGCAGGCAGGACACCCCAAGGUCUGAAAGGGCCAUGCAGCAGGGAGGGGAGCCACUGCCUUCCUCAUCUCGUCCUCCUGCUUCCUAAAACCAUUUCUACGGGAACAGUUUUAAACCAGGGCAUGGUUUUAAAGAGGCAACUAAAUAUUUUGGUCCUGUUCUACUGUCCUCUUACAACCCGUGGAGAGCUGGGUUCAUACUGUGAAACUGAAAAUCAAAAAAGUGAAGCCGCUGUGUGUGCUCAGGCCCAGCCCGUGGAGGGCCCCAGACCGCUGUGCCCUGCCCAGCCAGGGCUUGUCGCCUUAGACACGUGGGUGUGGCCGGGACCUGACACCCUGUGGGUACCGCGGUCAUUGCCUCGGGUGCUGGCUGCCUGGCACACAAGAACRCCAGGAGUUGGCGCCCUGGGAGAAGUUGGCAGCAGCUUCUGCAGACCUUCCUUCCUAGGGACCAAAGGUUUUUGGCCAAGGCCAUCUUUCCAAUUGAUUUUCUAAUGAGAAAGGAAAUAUUCACUAGACAUUUUAGCAUCAACUUUUACACCAUAGGUAUUCAGAAUUAAUUGACCAUGGCUGUAAGUUGUAAGAUGUUUUCAUAUUAAGAAUGUAAUUAUUUCCUUAUUGUAUUUUUUAAAACUAAAGUCAUAUUUAAAUUUCUCUUUGAAAGAAACUUUUUUUUAAAUUAAAUACGUUGGUAGUGCCCAUU